Molecule: messenger RNA, 1721 nt
Organism: Lolium rigidum
Lineage: Eukaryota; Viridiplantae; Streptophyta; Magnoliopsida; Poales; Poaceae
Product: ACT domain-containing protein ACR3-like
Exons: 5
Coding region: 34-1524 (496 amino acids)
Source: RefSeq, a predicted model, not a curated record
UCCGGCCAUCACGUUCCGGCACCGGCGGCGACGAUGAAGUACGUGUCCGGGCCCUACUUCGAGCCGGACUUCGAUCCGGUCCUCGACCGCUUCGGCACCCCAGGGGUUGUCGUCGACAAUGAGACGCGCGAGGACUGCACGCUCGUCAAGGUCGACAGCGUGAACCGGGACGGCGUGCUGCUGGAGAUGGUGCAGCUGCUCACCGAUCUCGACCUCGUCAUCUCCAAGUCCUACAUCUCCUCCGACGGCGGAUGGCUCAUGGACGUGUUCCACGUCACGGACCAGAUCGGGCGGAAGCUGACGGACCCGUCGAUCCCGGAGUUCAUCCAGCAGGCGCUGGUGCCGACCCACCGGCCGGGCAACGGGCCGUCGCCCAAGUUCACGACCUGCCUCGGCAACGUGGUCGGCCCCGGCGGCCCGGACCUGUCGGACUGCGCGUGCCUCGAGUUCACGGUGCACGACCGGCCGGGCCUGCUCUCGUCCAUCACGCAGGUGCUGGUGGACCAGGGCUGCCACGUCGCGUGCGGGCAGGCCUGGACGCACAGCGGCCGCGCGGCGGGGCUGCUCUACGUGACGACGACGGCGACGGCCGACGCGGCGGCGCUGCACCCGAGCCGGUGGGCGCGCAUCGAGCGGCUGGUGGGCGCCGUGGUGGACGCGCGCGAGAACGUGCCUGGCGAGCGGCGCUGGGUGUGCAUGUCGGCGCCCGUGCGCGGCCGCGUGCACACGGAGCGCCGCCUGCACCAGCUCAUGCACGACGACCGCGACUACGAGCGCGGCCCGGCGCCCACGCCCGUCGACGAGGAGCUCUUCAGCAUGGUCGACCGCGCCGCCACCACCACGGCCCUGUCGGCGCUGCGCGCCCGCGCCGCCGAGACGCGCGUCACCAUCGACAACUGGGAGGAGAGGGGCUACGCCAUCGUCAAGAUGACGAGCAGGGACCGCCCCAGGCUGCUCUUCGACACCGUCUGCGCCCUCACCGACAUGCACUACGUCGUCUUCCACGCCACCGUCGGGUCCCAGGGCCCCCUCGCCAUUCAGGAAUACUACAUCCGGCAUAAGGAUGGGCGCACGGUGGACAGCAGCGCCGAGCGGCAGAAGGUCUCCCGGUGCCUCGUCGCGGCGGUCGAGCGACGGGGGUCUCAUGGAGCCAAGGUGGAGGUUCGCGCGGCCGACCGGUCGGGGCUGCUGUCGGACUUCUCCAGGGUACUCCGGGAGCACGGCAUGUCGCUGCUGAGGGCCGAGCUCAAGAGGCAGAAGGACGAGGCCAUCGGCACCUUCCACCUUGUCACGGACUCCGGCGGCCAGGUGCGCCCCGAGGCGCUGCGCGCGGUGCGGACCAGGGUCAGCGACAUGGGCAUCUCGCUCGACAUCAUCACGGAAGCGCCUGGCUGGCCGCCGGUGAGGAAGACGAGCGUGCCGGCUUCGGCCACUGCCCAGGAGAGGCCCGGAUCAUCCCUGGGGACCCUUCUGUGGUCGCAUCUUGGGAAGCUCUCGAAUAACUUUGGCUACAUCAGGUCUUAGAAAACUGUUAGCCAGGCCAAUUGUUUCACCAGUUGCAUUGAAAUGCAGUGCUUUCUUGCUUUCUCAGAAAGCAGUAGUACAAUUUGUAUAUACAGAAAGUAUAGUAUGUUUGUCACUGCAAAUACAGUUCCCCUGGUCAUCAUUUUGCUCGCUCUUACUUCAUAUACUUCUGUGCAAUCCUUUGAACAAUCAACCAA